Paramecium primaurelia is the source of this 683-nucleotide messenger RNA. NCBI's taxonomy places the organism in Eukaryota, Ciliophora, Oligohymenophorea, Peniculida, Parameciidae. The record is from the annotation of a GenBank genome assembly.
AUGUUAUAUUCCAUAAGGGAGACUGAUGCAGAAGCAAAUUUGUCUUUAGAUUCAUAUACAGCAAGAAAAUCUUAAAAUUCUGAUCUUUAAAAAAAAUCAUAUAGUAGAUCAUUACCUAAACAAUAACAAAAUUUAGAUUAGGAAAUAUAAAAAUUAAACGAUAUCAUUGUGUAGUUAAGAAAGGUUGAAUAAUUACUUCUCAAUUAAGUCAAGGAUUUAAAAUAUGAGCUAGAAGAACAAUUUAAAAAUUCGAAUAGGAAUUAGAAAUACAUUGAUGAAUUGAAUAAGGAACUGUAGCAAAUGUCUGAUAAAUUACAUAGUGAAAUUAUGCAUAAUGGUUAAUUACAAAAGAUAAAUAUAGAAUUGAAAAAAACUAUAUUAAAAUUGGAAUAAGAAGUAAUCACAACAAAUAAAUUAAAUUAAGAUAUAUCUGAAGAAUUGCAAAUUUUGAAGUAAUAUUAUAUUAAGGAAGAUCUAAAUAUUCCCAUGAACAUAAAUUUAUAGAAUCUCUUUUGCAUAUGGUGGUUAGUUGCCAUCCAGACAAUUCAUUUCGUGAACAACCUUCACUUAAAUAGACUUGGAAGUGGCUCAAAUUGAUACUUGCUGAUUAUAUGAUACUUAAAUAACAGAGUAGAAAUUUUCAAGAAAACUCUGGUUAAAGUUCAAGUUCAACUAAUAAAUGA